AUCGCGAUCCUACUCCUUCACUUCACCAUAGCAUAGCUGAAGCCUAUCUUCUUUUUACUAGUAGUGUUACAAUCGCAAUGGCUUAUUCUUCUUUACUAUCUCUUAGUCUCUGCUUUCUUGUUUUCUUCCACGGUUGUUUUGCUCAAAUAGAGCAAGUAACGACGGAACCUAGAGGGUUCCCACCCCAUCAGCGUCAACAGCGCCCGCAACGGGAAGAAUGCCAACUCGACCGCAUUAGUGCCGUCAAACCCAAUCGGAGGAUCCAAUCGGAAGCUGGUGUUACAGACGUCUGGGACGAAAAUGAUUUUCAGUUUCAAUGUGCUGGUGUUGUAGCUAUGCGCCAUGUUAUUCAACUGAGAGGCCUUCUGUUGCCACAAUACGUGAAUGGACCCACGCUAGUAUACGUAGUUCAAGGCAUCGGCGUCCAGGGAGUUGUAUUCCCAGGUUGUCCUGAGACAUUCCAGUCAUCACAAUCACAGUCACAGUCACAAUAUAGUCAUUCGCAAAGACAGAGCCAGAGAGACCAGCACCAAAAGGUUCGACAAAUCCGAGAGGGCGAUGUCAUUGCCUUGCCUACGGGAGUAGCUCAAUGGGUAUACAAUAAUGGACGGACUCCUCUUGUUCUGGUUCAGGUUAUCGACACCAACAAUCCGACCAACCAGCUCGAUCAAAAUCACAGAGUAUUUUUUGUCGCUGGGAACCCACAACAAGAUAUACAGAGUCAGAGAGGCGAAUUCGAGAGAGGUAGGGGAAGGGAGAGCAGCCAAAGCCGGAGGCCAGUUGAGAGUGAAAGAUCUGGAAAUGUCUUUUCAGGCAUGGACGAGCGGGUGCUAGCUGAAGCUUUCAACGUCAACACAGAUCUUGCAAGAAGACUAAGGGGCGAAGACGAUUACAGGGGCAUCAUCGUGAAUGUCCAGCGUGGGCUUGAGGUGAUAAGCCCACAACGAAGCCCAGAAGAAGAAAGACAAAUAAGAGAGGAACAACAACAGCGAGAAUUCCAGAGGGGAUCACGUGGAAGCGGCAGAUACAAUGGCGUUGAGGAAACUUUCUGCACAGCCAGGUUGAGACGCAACGUUAACGAUCCAUCAGAUGCUGACAUCUUCAACCCACGUGCUGGCCGUGUCACCAACGUCAAUAGCCACAACCUCCCUAUACUCAGAAACCUCCAACUUAGCGUUCAGAGAGGUGUCCUGUACAGGAAUGCUAUAUUUGCACCACACUGGAACGUGAAUUCCCACAGCAUAUCCUACAUCACAAGAGGAAGUGGUCGUAUCCAAAUAGUUGAUGACAAUGGGAACACAGUGUUUGAUGGGCAGGUUCAGGAGGGCCAAAUGCUAACAGCCCCACAAAACUUCGUGGUAGUGAAGAGGGCAAGCGUCCAAGGUCUAGAGUGGGUAUCCUUCAAAACUAAUGACGCCGCCAAAAUUAGCCAACUAGCAGGACGGGUCUCUGCAAUCAGGUCCAUGCCAGUGGAAGUGGUAGCAAACGCAUACCAGGUUUCCAGGGAGGACGCCAGGAGGCUCAAGGAGAGUAGACAGGAAGUCACUCUGCUUAGCCCUUGGUCUAGGUCUCGAUUCAAUGCUACUGAAGGCAACGAAUAAAUACUACUGCAACCAUGCAAUUGUAUGUAAUAAGGAGGAAAAAUGCUAGUUAGUACUAGGGUUUUUUGAAAAAAUAAGCCUUGGUUGGCAUGAGGACCAGUUUUGGUUCUUUUUACUAUGAUAUGAAUGUAUAUUAUAACUUGCGGCAGAAUGAAAGUUUAUAUGAAUCCUAGACAUUUAUUUAUUUA
Molecule: messenger RNA, 1789 nt
Organism: Hevea brasiliensis (rubber tree)
Lineage: Eukaryota; Viridiplantae; Streptophyta; Magnoliopsida; Malpighiales; Euphorbiaceae
Product: legumin B-like
Exons: 4
Coding region: 78-1601 (507 amino acids)
Molecular function (GO): nutrient reservoir activity
Source: RefSeq, a predicted model, not a curated record